This is a messenger RNA of Pichia kudriavzevii, 2604 nucleotides long. RefSeq lists its product as uncharacterized. The record is from RefSeq and is a predicted model, not a curated record. Gene Ontology annotation, biological process: intra-Golgi vesicle-mediated transport; endoplasmic reticulum to Golgi vesicle-mediated transport; intracellular protein transport. Gene Ontology annotation, cellular component: COPI vesicle coat. NCBI's taxonomy places the organism in Eukaryota, Fungi, Ascomycota, Pichiomycetes, Pichiales, Pichiaceae. Bases 1 to 2604 code for a protein of 867 amino acids. Gene Ontology annotation, molecular function: structural molecule activity; protein binding. The transcript has 2 exons.
AUGAAACUAAACAUAAACAAACUUUCAAGUACGAGGUCUGACCGUGUCAAGGGAAUUGACUUCCAUCCUACGGAACCUUGGGUUCUAAAUACAUUGUAUAGUGGUAAAGUUGAAAUUUGGUCAUAUGAGACCAAAUCCUUGGUGAAAUCAAUUGACAUCACCAAUGUUCCUGUGAGAGCAGGUAAGUUUAUUGCACGUAAGAAUUGGAUUGUUGUUGGUUCGGAUGACUUUCAAAUCAGAGUCUACAAUUACAACACUGGUGAAAAAAUCACACAAUUUGAAGCACAUCCUGAUUACAUUAGAUCUAUUGCCGUCCAUCCAACUAGACCCUAUGUUUUAACAUCUUCCGAUGAUGCCACCAUCAAAUUAUGGAACUGGGAAAACAAUUGGAAGUUGGAUCAGAUUUUUGAAGGACAUCAACAUUAUGUCAUGUCUGUUGCCUUCAAUCCAAAGGACGCAAACACUUUUGCUUCUGCUUGUUUGGAUAAAACAGUUAAAGUAUGGUCACUUGGCUCCAAAACUCCCAAUUUCACUUUAAACGCACCAGAAUCAAAAGGGUUCAAUUAUGUUGAUUAUUAUCCACAUGGUGAUAAACCGUAUUUAGUGACAUCUUCAGAUGAUAAAACAAUCAAAGUUUGGGAUUAUCAAACCAAAUCUUGUGUUGCAUCUUUGGAAGGCCAUGUCUCUAACGUGUCAUUUGCUGUAUUUCAUUCUGAAUUACCUUUGAUCAUCUCUGGUUCUGAGGAUUCAACCAUCAAAAUCUGGAACGCAAAUACCUACAAAUUAGAAAAAACCUUAAAUUAUAGGCUAGAGAGAGCCUGGUGUGUUUCUACUAGGAAAGGAUCCUCCUUAGUUGCAGUUGGGUUUGAUGCAGGAAAUGUUAUUUUUCAAUUAGGUGACGACAAGCCACUACUGUCUAUGGAUCAAUCCGGAAAAAUUAUAUGGUGUAAACAUAAUGAAGUUUAUCAUUCCGUGAUUAAGGCUUCAGAUGCACAGGUUGAGGAUGGUGAGGUUUUAAAUUUGUCACAAAAGGAAUUCGGUUCUGUUGAAGUUUUCCCUAACUCAUUAGUUCAUUCUCCCAAUGGUAGAUUUGUGUCUGUUACAGGUGACGACGAAUACAUUAUCUACACAUCACUAGCAUGGAGAAACAAAAUGUAUGGUCAAGCCCUCGAUUUUGUCUGGGCGCAUGAUCCAAAUUAUUAUGCGAUUAGAGAAUCCAAGUCUAGCAUCAAGAUUUUUAAGAAUUUCAAGGAGAAGCCAAAUGGACAAAUCAGCUUGAUCUAUGAGGCUGAUAAGAUUUUUGGCGGAGCUCUAUUAGGUGUUAAAUCGGAUGAUUCUUUAUCUUUCUAUGAUUGGGAGACAGGAUCUAUUGUUAGAACUGUUUCCGUUGAAGCAGAUAAUAUUUUUUGGUCGGAUGACGGUGAUUUAGUAUUGAUUUAUUCGAAUUCCUCUGCUUAUGUGUUGAACUUUAAUAAAGAUAUCUAUCAGGAACAUUAUGAGAAUGGCGAUGUUGAUCCAGAGGAGGGAGUUGCUGAAUCCUUUGAGGUUGCAUAUGAAAUUGAAGAUGAAAUUGUAACUGGUAAAUGGGUGGGUAAUGUAUUCAUCUAUACUUCUGGAUCUAAUAGGUUAAACUACCUCGUUGGUGGAUCAACAUAUAAUUUAGCACAUUUUGACAAGACGAUGUUCUUGUUAGGUUACCUGUCAAGAGAUAAUAAGGUUUACGUUUGUGAUAAAGAUAUGAAUGUUGUUUCAUAUUAUCUAUCUUUGGCAGUUCUAGAGUAUCAGACAGUUGUCAUGAGAGGGGAUUUAGAGUAUGCUGACUCUAUAAUAUCCAAUAUUGAUGAUAGGGAUAUAAAUAAGAUUGCGAGAUUCUUAGAAGAACAAGGAUACACUGAGAAAGCGUUGGAGCUAUCAACAGAUUCUGACCAAAAGUUCGAGUUAGCAAUUGAAACUUUAAACUUGCCACUAGCUUUAGAGAUUGCCGAAAAGGAAGACUCCCUUCACAAGUGGAAGAAACUAGGAGAUUGUGCGUUGACUAACUGGAAAUUUGAUUUAGCUAUGCAAUCUUUUGAGAGAAGUAAAGACUACCAAACAUUACUAUUAUUAUAUUCAUCAUUUAAUGAUGUUGAGGGAUUGAAGAGAUUAGCCGGCCAAUGUAUAGAAUCAGGGAAGUUUAACUCUGCAUUUGCUGCAUCAUGGGCAGCAAAAGAUCUCAACACAUGUAUUGAGAUUUUGAAGAAGACAGAUAGAUUCACAGAAGCUUCAUUGUUAAGCCUCACAUACAAAGGUGAUACCAAGCAGGUUGACGAGUUGGUUAAACUUUGGAAACAAGAUCUAGAGAAAUCGGGCAAGAGCAACAUUUCUUCCAGAAUUCUGGUGCCAGGAGAGAAUAGAGAUUCCUUCCCCAAUUUACAAGAAGUUUCUCAAACAUUAAUUAAUCUCGAAGAAUCGGCACCUGAGGCCGGCGAGGAACAUGUUGAAUCUGCUGAAGGAGCUGUGGAACUGGAGGAAGAAACCAAAGGAGAGGCUAGAGAAGACACCUCUGAAUCGGUUCCACAAGAGGAAGAAGUGGUUCCAGAAACAGAAGACGUAGCUCCACAAUAG